Portunus trituberculatus (swimming crab) is the source of this 1582-nucleotide messenger RNA. Its product is annotated as segmentation protein even-skipped-like. The transcript is spliced from 3 exons. Bases 1 to 999 code for a protein of 332 amino acids. Gene Ontology annotation, cellular component: nucleus. Gene Ontology annotation, molecular function: RNA polymerase II cis-regulatory region sequence-specific DNA binding; DNA-binding transcription factor activity, RNA polymerase II-specific. NCBI's taxonomy places the organism in Eukaryota, Metazoa, Arthropoda, Malacostraca, Decapoda, Portunidae. Gene Ontology annotation, biological process: regulation of transcription by RNA polymerase II. The record is from RefSeq and is a predicted model, not a curated record.
AUGCGGGAGAGGCAUCAACAGGUGGUGCAGGAGGACUGCAACAGACAUCACAGCAGCAGCAGCAAGCAACAACAACAGCAACAGCAAAAUCAACAGACACCAUCACAGCAGCAGCAGCAGCAACAACAACAACAGCAACAACAACAACAACAACAACAACAGGCAGCAGCACAGUCAGCGACGGAGAUCAGGCGGUACAGAACAGCCUUCACUAGGGAGCAGAUCGGUCGCCUCGAGAAGGAGUUUUACAAAGAAAAUUAUGUGAGUCGACCACGGCGUUGCGAGCUGGCCCAGGAGCUAAACCUUCCCGAGUCAACCAUCAAGGUGUGGUUCCAGAACCGCCGAAUGAAGGACAAGCGACAGCGCCUGGCCCUGGCCUGGCCCUAUGCUGAUCCCGCCCUGGCCGCUUACCUGCUCCAUGCCGCCGCCGCCACGGGAGCCUAUCCGCCCUAUUUGCCGCCGACGCUUGGACACGCUGCUCCCUGGGCCGCCGCAGCGGCCGCAGCAGCCCAAGUAGGAGGCACACCUCCCCUCGGGUAUACGAGUAGCUUACCCUCACAUAAUCCCGCGCUGGCUCGCUUUGCUCCAUAUCCUCGUCCUCAUCCAGGCCUUCUAGCUUCUCCUUACCUCAGACCAGGAGAACUACGCCCUCAUGAAGUCCCUACAGCUCUGUCCUCCUCGCCCAUCACCCCCACGCCCGUAUCGCCUCGCCCACUCGUCGGAGGUCAUCUGGCAACCUGCCCUUUGAGGGACUCUCCUAAAGUAGGGAGCGACUCCUGUGUGUGUGGUCUGCUUUAUCCAAGCCUGCCCAUCUCACACGCCCUCACUCCGACUCUCGAGCCUCUGCCCAUCACCACCUCUCCACCUGUCACAGCAAACACGACCUUGACACCCACCGCCUCUCUGCCCACAAGCGAAGCCGCUGGAGGCCGCACCUCGCCUUCUCACAAGACCAUUUCAACGCCUUCGCUCUUCCAGCCAUACAGAGAUGAUCCGUGAGUGAAAAAGUACUCAUGUGUUGGACGGCACAAACUCUUAUCCUGCAACCUCAGUUGUUGUGAUGAGUGUUUCUUGACACGAACAAACUGUUGACUGGGAAAGAACAUUUUUCAUUCAUAGAAGGUAAGCAGAAUAUUUGUAGUCUUUGUAUAUUACUUACGUACUGAUCGGUUAAAGAAAAGGAGGACAACUCGACAUCAAUGCUUUAUAAGUGAAGGACAAAAUGAGACAGAUCAGCACCAGCCAUGUACAGUAUAUCCAGCACCGCCUGUGACCCGCCCCACCAGUGUCUGCAAGGUGCACCAUCAUGUUCCUUUUAUUUUCCCUGUGAUAUUUAUACUUAGCAUAGAGUCAUUCGCUUCCCGGAUCCGCCAACGCUAUCCCCCCUCCUUCAUCCGCAGAGCUCCGAAUGUGUGUAUGUGUGUGUGUGUGUGUGUGUGUGUGUGUGUGUGUGUGUGUGUGUGUGUGUGUGUGUGUGUGUGUGUGUGUGUGUGUGUGUAUGUGCAUUAUUUCGUGUUUGUGUAUAUCUUUUUGUUUUCGUGUGUGCGUUAGUGUGUAUAGAUAAUAAAAGUCGUGUUGAUAA